AUGGAUAAGAUCAAGGAGAAGAUUGCUAACUUUAAGCUGGAGGCUGAGUCCUGGCAGGAGAAGUACGAGGAGUUGAAGGAGCAAUACAAACAGCUGGAACAGGACAACACCGAAAAGGAGAACCAGAUCAAGUCCCUGACCGUGAAGAACGAGAACCUGGAGACCGAGGUCGCGAAGCUGGAGGACCAAUUGAGCGAGUCCAAGCAGCUGGCCGAGAACUCGUCCACUUUGCAGUCCACGAACGAGAACUUCACGAAGAAGAACGAGCAGUUGGAGGCCGACCUCGAGGAAACGGACUCCAAACUGAAGGAGACGAUGGACAAGCUGCGUGACGCAGACCUUAAGGCCGAGGAGCUUGAAAGGAAACUGGCCGCCAUCGACGAGGAGAAGACACAACUCGAGGACAAGAACGAGGAGCUCGCGGCGCAGUACGCGGAGGCCAAGCAGGAACUCGACGACAUCGCCGCCUCCUUGGAAAAUUUGUGA
Messenger RNA from Huiozyma naganishii CBS 8797, 486 nucleotides. RefSeq names its product tropomyosin TPM2 (gene TPM2). The record is from RefSeq and is a predicted model, not a curated record. Bases 1 to 486 code for a protein of 161 amino acids. The transcript has a single exon. NCBI's taxonomy places the organism in Eukaryota, Fungi, Ascomycota, Saccharomycetes, Saccharomycetales, Saccharomycetaceae.